CCUUCAACAAAUAAUAUGUUAUAAAGAGAAGGAGACCACAUCAAUGGCUGUCACAGUAUAAACGAUCGCCUUCGAACUGCGGGUCCGUCACUCGGCCUUUGGCCCAAAAUGCCCCGAACUUCGAUCUCAGCCAGUGCCCGCGCAGUCUGAACUGCCACGGUCGCUGCAGCUAUUUAGGUCUCAGCACUUGCUUGCUCAACACAAGAGUCGAGAUGAACGUGUCGCAGUGCUCGACAAUAUCGUCGAGCAGCGCCGAAAUCUGCCGCAUCUGCCACUGCGAGGGCGAAUUGGACGCGCCGCUGAUCGCACCGUGCUACUGCGCGGGCUCCCUGCGCUACGUGCACCAGGCGUGUCUGCAGCAAUGGAUCAAGUCGUCGGACAUCCGCAGCUGCGAGCUGUGCAAAUUCCAGUUCGUGAUGCAAAGCAAAGUGAAGCCGUUCUCCAAGUGGGAGUCGCUGGACAUGUCGCCAGUGGAGCGGCGGCGGCUGCUGUGCAGCGUCGCCUUCCACUCAGUCACCCUGGCGUGCGUUGUGUGGUCUCUCUACGUCCUGGUCGAUCGCACCGCCGACGAGGUGCGCAAGGGCAUGCUCGACUGGCCCUUCUGGACCAAACUGGUGGUGGUGGCCAUCGGCUUCAUGGGGGGCAUUGUUUUCAUGUACAUUCAGUGCAAAUCGUACCUGCGGUUGUGCCAGCGCUGGCGCGCCUUCAACAGGGUCAUCCACAUUCAGGACGCCCCUGAGAAGCAGCCGGGCGCCAUCAGCCUUUCCUCGGUCACCGUCGAGCCGCUGCCACCCUGCGAGGCCAGCAGCCUCCUAGAGCAGGGCGACCUGGGCACUCCCCUCCACCCCAUCAACAUUGUCCAGCAUGUCCCGGUGGCGCCGCCAGACGUUGCCAGCAGAGCGUGAAUGCGUCCGCUGCAAAUUUCGCUUUGAUUUGAUGUCUCGCAACUGCCAAAGGUGUUGUGGGAAAUUUGUGUUAUCGUUGUCCCUUAACCCAUGUUGACCUCAUCAAGGACACGCGUCCUCUUUUCCGGUGCUCAUUCAACCAAAUCAUCCUUUAAUUUAGUUAACUGAUUGUAAUUUCAAAUUUCAUAUUCCUAACUCAUGAAAAGUUUUUUGACUGAUAUCUUUUAUUUGUAAGGUUGUGCCCAAGAAAAUCCGGUGCUUUUUUACAGAAAGUUGAUGAGCGGAAUUUCCCGUGCACAAGUAUGGAAAUUCGGAAGCACCUCGUCCAAAUCACUUUCGCAGUGCUGACGGUGAACCGGCAAAGAAAAACUCGUACAAGGUGAUGAUGGACAAUUAUUGAAUAUCUAAUCAUAACAUAUUAUUACGGUAACCGCAGUUGUACUUACUGGUUGAUUAAUUAACUUCAUUUGGGCGAGCACUCUACACAGAAACCCUUUGAUUUGUGGUAGAUGUUGGUCGGAAUUUAUGAAAGAUGUUUUUAUUACUUAAUUUUUAUCAUUUCAACCGUGGGAUUAACUUCACUAUUUAAAUAAAGUACUUCUAUAGCUGUAAAAUUUCUUUGCGUUGACCAAAAUGUGGAAUUUCGUUUGUGCCAUUUGUACAUCAAAGGAUAACUGGCUGAUCAAUUCAGAAAUUUUGGAAAUUGUUGUCUGAUGCUCAAUUAAACAGAGGCCAUGCCAGUCAGUUUCCUUUUUGAAAUCGUAGAAUGGAAGUGAUAUGUUGGAGACUAAAGUAAAACGUAACUUGUAUUUAAUGGAUUAAAAGAGAGGCUUGUAAACUAUUUUCCUCUGCAAAUGUUAUAUGUGUUGAACUUUGUAGGUUAGUGUGAAAAAUGUGAUAAAAUGGAUAAAAACUACCAACUUCAUUCUUCUGUCGAGCAAAACAAAGUUUUAACACUCACACAAAUUAAUUUACUAUCUCUCGGUGCUUCUUUUCUGAAAAAGUUGACCAAAGAACAAAAUAUAUUAUCAACUGCAUAAAAUGAGAAUGUUCUUUUGAGUUCCUUUGCUGCAAAAAAACUUGAUGGGUUCUAUAUGUUCGAACAAAGUAAUAGAUUUAGAGAGAUGAAAAGCACAGUUCCUUUCUUGAAUGGAUUUUUAUCAAUGUUAUGGAGAGUGAUUUGUUGAUUCAUGUCGCGGUUGACUGCACUCCGUUCUUGUCAAAAUUUGUGCUUGCUUUGAAAAGUGUUUUCAGGCCGAUGAUAUUUAAUUUUUUACUGUUUAUUUUGAGUUGCGAAAUAAAAAGCCACAUGGAGUUUA
Molecule: messenger RNA, 2224 nt
Organism: Neocloeon triangulifer
Lineage: Eukaryota; Metazoa; Arthropoda; Insecta; Ephemeroptera; Baetidae
Product: E3 ubiquitin-protein ligase MARCHF8-like
Exons: 2
Coding region: 213-905 (230 amino acids)
Biological process (GO): immune response; protein polyubiquitination; antigen processing and presentation of peptide antigen via MHC class II
Cellular component (GO): early endosome membrane; cytoplasm; lysosome
Molecular function (GO): zinc ion binding; MHC protein binding; ubiquitin protein ligase activity
Source: RefSeq, a predicted model, not a curated record